AUGGCACCUGCCCUUGACUUUGAGGCCUCCAAUGAUCGGGAUGGACAAGGCUUGGAGGACUUGUCCGACAACAUCGAUGCUGUCAAUGUCCUCAAGGCUGAGAUCAAGAAGGAGAAAGGUAUGAUGGAGAAGUCUGAGUUCGAUGCGAACAAAGAUAAGACUCAAUUUCGGCAAUAUGAAGAUGCCUGUGACCGAGUAAAGUCCUUUUACAAGGAGCAGCACGAGAAGCAGACCGUGGCCUACAACUUGAAGGCCCGCAACGACUUUAAGUCCAACACCCGAGCCAAGAUGACUAUUUGGGAAGCCAUGGAGAGGCUAAACUCUCUCAUCGAUGAAUCCGAUCCUGAUACACAACUCUCUCAGAUCGAGCAUCUCCUUCAAUCUGCCGAGGCUAUCAGAAGGGAUGGAAAGCCACGCUGGAUGCAACUCACCGGGCUCAUCCACGAUCUCGGCAAACUCCUCUUCUUUUUCGGUGCACAAGGUCAAUGGGAUGUCGUCGGCGAUACCUUCCCAGUUGGAUGUGCAUUUGACGAGCGGAUUAUCUACCCCGAGACCUUCAAGGGGAAUCCAGACUACAACCACGAGAUUUACGGGACCAAGAACGGCAUCUACUACCCAGAAAUCGGACUGGAUAACAUCAUGCUCUCAUGGGGCCAUGAUGAGUAUCUUUAUCACAUCGUCAAGGAUCAGUCGACCCUUCCUCCCGAGGCGCUCGCAAUGAUCCGUUACCAUUCCUUCUACCCAUGGCACAGUGCUGGUGCAUAUUCGGAGUUCAUGGAUGAACAUGACCAAACUAUGUUGGACGCUGUCAGAGCUUUCAACCCUUAUGAUUUGUAUAGCAAGAGCGAUGAUAUCCCAACCGUUGAGGAGUUGAAGCCAUACUACCUUGAGCUCAUCGACGAGUUCUUCCCCAACAAGGUCAUCAGAUGGUGA
Molecule: messenger RNA, 933 nt
Organism: Venustampulla echinocandica
Lineage: Eukaryota; Fungi; Ascomycota; Leotiomycetes; Helotiales; Pleuroascaceae
Product: HD-domain protein
Exons: 2
Coding region: 1-933 (310 amino acids)
Biological process (GO): inositol catabolic process
Cellular component (GO): cytoplasm
Molecular function (GO): inositol oxygenase activity; iron ion binding
Source: RefSeq, a predicted model, not a curated record